GCUCGAACGUUAAAUCGCGCGCAUCAAGGCAAGAGAAGGCACGCAAAAACAAGUUUGAGUUUUCGAAAACGUCCGUCGUUUCGCGUGUGCCCAAGCAAAGGAAAAUCAAAAAUCCAAAGCAAGCACACACACACACAUACAGGAGGAAAACAAAACGAACGACGAAUGUAAGACAGCAGCAUUACAUACUGAGCAGAAACAGGCGAAGUUGUCGUUGUGGGCAUACUUUUCCAAUACGAAUUUUAGAACACGCACCACACAAAUGACGCGGACGAACCCCCGAACCCCAUAAGACAAGCAUAUAGAAUCAAAUUGGAUUUACGCACACGAUAAGUAAGCCAACCGUAGACGUUCGGCGUCGUCGGUGCUCUUCUUCUUCUUGUAGGGAAUGGAAACGUAAAGGCGAAACAACAAAAUACCGGAAAUCAGGCGUAGACAUUGCCACACACCACACACACACACUAAAAUACACACUGAGAGAAAUGUUUACGUGCAUGUAUUGGGUUAUUUGUUUGUGUAGCAAGCCAACAUUAACCCUAAUCCCCACACAGCUGAGCAAGACGUAGAGCCAUGAUGGUAUGGCAAAUGGAUUGCCGCUGCUGCUGCUCCUGUUCGUUUAAACCUAUUAAAGACAAAUUCGUAACGCAAUGCAAAUGCAAGUGCACGCAAUAGCCGUCGGAAGUUUUGACAAGUGUCUAAUUAAAACUAAAAAGGAGAAAGGGUUUUUACCAAAACGGCACUACAAAAAAAUGUUAAAUGAAAAAAUCAAAAUAUAAAAAAACACACAAUUUGAAUAAAAAUGUUGAUCAUGUCAAUAAUUUCUAUGUCAAAACUGUCGAACAACUGCUAGGGGAGGGCGUUUAUAAUCAAUGUCAGUGCGGGGUGUUAAGGUGUCUGGCGUCGGCCCAUGACUGUAGAAAACGUGUUUCGGUCAUUGUAGUUACUUUAAUGUAAGAACCAAAAUAUCAAAGACAACAACAAGAAAAGAGCCAGCCAAAAACGUUAACAUACCUAUAACGAAAUGUUCUUUCAAAUGUCAAACAAGUGUCAAGUUAUUAUUAGCACGGUAAUUUUUGCGUUGACAUUUGCCUUAGUUGCCCCUACAGUAUGUGUGAGCAUUGUUGUUGUUAAUGUACCCUCUCCCACUCUUUGACUCUCUGCCAAUGGUGAUUACUUUCUAAACACUUUGCAUUUAGAGGGUUUUGUUUUGGUUUUCCUUGCUGUUUACUUAAAUAAUAAUUACAACGUCAACAGAAAAGUAGAGAGAAAAAAAAAAAAUACAAAUAACCACAAAAGAGCAUCAACGUAAAUGCAAAAAAAAAAAAAUAAAUAAAAAAACUCACCUCAUUUUACUGUCUGUCAGUCACUCACUGUCUUUUGUAAUGACAUUUUUUGUUUUUUUUUUUCAUAACAAAAGAGUGUCAAGUUCCUUAAACUCACAUGCAUACACACACAGGUAUACGCACUCUUGAAAGCGCUGCAGCCCCUACUAAUUCUUCACUAAAUGAAACGAAAUUUUGGAAUUCAAUCCUGAAAAUAACAUAAAUGUGCUAUGCAAAAAAGACAAAAAAAAUGUCAUGGCUACACGUGCAAAAUUCCAAUAGAAAAAUAAUUGUUUGAAACGUCUUCAUUUCAAAAUACAAUCCACUUGAAGAUAUAAAAAAAAAAAAAAUCUACAUCUGAGUAAAAAAAAAAAAAAUAAGAAACAGUAGCGUGUAUUGGUCGACAUGUCAUCAUAUCAACUUGAUUGUGGAUAUCCGACGGCAAAUCAGUUUUUAACAUCCAGCCAACAUGCUGUCAGUGGGCAUCCAAUUGUGCAGUCUCCUUUGGCCGCCACAACACUAACCACAAACUCCUCCUCGAUUAGUCCUUCGCCGGCAGCGGGAGCCGAGAAUAGUAUGGCGAGUAGUAAUAGUGACAGUUCCGUCGGUACCCUAACUCCGGAUGCGGUAUCGCAAACAUCUGCUUUGGGCAGCACAACGACAGCCUCAACAGCGGUUUGCAGUUCAAUGGAUAAUGCAGUUCAUCCGUACACCCUAUCAGUGGUGGCGGGCAGCAGUGGCGGUCUAAUGACCAGUGGUGGUGGUGUUGGCUGUGGAAUAGGUAUUCUUAGUGGAGGAAUAGGCUCCACCGCAACCCCUGCAUGCUGUGAUAAUGGUCGACCCCUGGUUACUGAUCCAGUGACUGGCCAGACAAUGUGUCCUUGCCAAUACGAUGCCGCCAGCAAUUCGAGUAGACUUUCAUCUCUGGGCCCUUAUAGCCGAUUAACUGCUGCCACCCCUGUUGCCGGUGUGGGGAUGAGUGUGUUUGGCUCUACGUACCCAUCAAAUGAUCAGAAUCCCUAUCCUAGUAUAGCUGUGGAAACUGCAACACCAUUUUAUACCAGUUUGAAUUCCCCAUAUGCCUUAAAAGAUACAACAAGCAGCACGGCUGCCUGGACCUCAACGGCGUUGCAGCCCUCCAGUUAUUAUGCCUACGAUCCAACAUUUGGUGCGUGCGGAACGGGCUUGCUGUAUAUUCACCGGGAUACUGUAGCCAAUAGAACUUCAUCACACCAGCUAAAUAAUAUCAAAGAGGGACGCCCAACACCCAGCGCAGAUUAUUACCAAAUGCAAUAUAUUGUAAACCCAGUGCAGUAA
This is a messenger RNA of Stomoxys calcitrans (stable fly), 2639 nucleotides long. Its product is annotated as homeobox protein caupolican. Lineage: Eukaryota; Metazoa; Arthropoda; Insecta; Diptera; Muscidae. The transcript is spliced from 4 exons. The record is from RefSeq and is a predicted model, not a curated record. The coding region runs from base 1728 to 2639 and encodes 303 amino acids.